AUGAGUGCUACCGAACUGGCUGGCCUGGAAAGCGAAGUUAAAGAAUAUAAACUACAACUUGAGACGGUCCAGCUGGGUCUACAAAAUGACCCUGACAACAGCGAACUACAGAGUCUCAGAGCAGAACUUGAAGAAGUUAUUUCCCUCACCGAAGCUGCCAUUGCAGAACUAAAGCCUGCGUCAGUAGCAGCAUCGACCGCCACCCCGCCCACAUCGUCCGGGAAAGAGAAAUGGUCCAAAGAGAACCAUCCCGCCUACCAAGCAGGUUAUCGGAAACCUGAUUUCGAGACAGAAGAAGCCCAUGCGCCAGCAACAUUCUCAGUCAACGACACCGUCUCCGCCAGAUGGAAGUCCGGGGACGGCGGGUUUUAUACCGCACGAAUCACUUCGAUAACAGGGUCAUCCAGUGAUCCAGUCUACAUUGUCACCUUCAAGAAUUAUGGAAACUCGGAGACUUUGAAGGCUAAAGACAUCAAGCCUCUAUCAAGCGACACCAAGAAGCGCAAGGCCGAUGGCAUGUCUGGCUCUUCCACGCCCGUCCCAGCUCCCUCAAAUCCUAGUGUCAUUUCUGCUGCAGCCAGUGUAGAUCCUACGUUGGCACAGCAAGCCCGACGUGAACCGAGCAAAGUCAAUGACGGCCCAGUUCGACCUGCCAAGAUCCCUCGGAAAGUGAAGGCGAACAAAGAGCUAGAAGCGGGCAAGGCCAAGUGGCAAGAUUUCGCUUCCAAGUCAAAGGCUGCCAAGAUGACCAAGAAGGAGAGUAUGUUCAGAACUGGGGAGAGCGUCAAGGCGAGAGUUGGCUUUACCGGGAGUGGUCAUGAAAUGCGCAAGGAUCCUUCUAGGACACGGCAUAUUUACCAGCAAGGUAGCCAGGACGAGUGA
This is a messenger RNA of Capronia epimyces CBS 606.96, 882 nucleotides long. RefSeq lists its product as uncharacterized. The coding region runs from base 1 to 882 and encodes 293 amino acids. Gene Ontology annotation, molecular function: DNA-binding transcription factor activity. The transcript has 2 exons. The record is from RefSeq and is a predicted model, not a curated record. Gene Ontology annotation, biological process: negative regulation of DNA-templated transcription. Lineage: Eukaryota; Fungi; Ascomycota; Eurotiomycetes; Chaetothyriales; Herpotrichiellaceae.